Tuber melanosporum (Perigord truffle) is the source of this 1804-nucleotide messenger RNA. RefSeq lists its product as uncharacterized. NCBI's taxonomy places the organism in Eukaryota, Fungi, Ascomycota, Pezizomycetes, Pezizales, Tuberaceae. Gene Ontology annotation, molecular function: tetrahydrofolylpolyglutamate synthase activity; ATP binding. Gene Ontology annotation, cellular component: mitochondrion; cytoplasm; cytosol. The transcript has 5 exons. The coding region runs from base 136 to 1701 and encodes 521 amino acids. Gene Ontology annotation, biological process: tetrahydrofolylpolyglutamate biosynthetic process. The record is from RefSeq and is a predicted model, not a curated record.
CGAAAACCCCCCCACCCCACCACCGUGGUCCCUUUCUCUCACUCGAUUUUCUUCACUCCUUCCUCUCACUCGAUUUUCUUCUCCCCAUCUCUCGGACGGAUUCUCCGAGGUUGGACCUCAACCGGAACCCAGUGUAUGCGCUUUUUUCAGCUCAGGUCUACACUUUUAAAAAAGCGCCAAUACACUACUACCUUUUAUCGCACGAUGGCGUCCACCCAAUUUCCUAAAACUUAUGAGGGUGCCGUCGCCGCUCUCAAUACUCUACAGUCUAAUUUUGCUCUACUCGAUGAGAUUCGGAAAUCCGGUAUGAAAAUGAACAGUUCCGCAAUGGCUGAAAUGGUUGAAUCCGUUCGCCAGUUGGGAUACAAGCCUUCCGAUUUCGAUAGGCUCAAUAUUAUUCACGUUGCCGGAACCAAAGGCAAAGGGUCCACCUGCGCCUUCACGGCUUCCAUUCUAGCUCAAUAUAAACCUCUAGGAGGUGCAGCUGCCAAGCUUGGAUUGUAUACCUCCCCACACCUCCGUGCCGUUCGCGAACGUAUUCAGAUUGAUGGGGCCCCGCUCGAGGAAGAGCUUUUCGCAAAGUACUUUUUUGAGGUUUGGGAUAGACUUGAAGCGUCGGCUGUCGCAGAGGGGCGCGAUCCAACUAUCAAACCUGUCUAUUUCCGCUUCCUCACUUUAGUCGCUUUCCAUACUUAUCUGUGCGAGAACGUUACUACUGCUAUCUUCGAGGUUGGCAUUGGUGGCGAGCAUGACUCUACAAAUGUUAUCCAAAAACCCACUGUGGUCGGUAUCUCUAGCUUAGGAAUUGACCACACUGCCGUACUGGGUAACACAAUUGAGGAGAUUGCCUGGCAUAAGGCUGGCAUUAUCAAGUCCUCUGCUCGCACUUUUACAGUUCCACAGAGAUCAGCUGCUAUGGCAGUUAUCCAGAAAAGGGCUGAUGAAAAGGGAUCCAAGGUCGAGGUCGUCCACGUCCACCCCCAAAUCUGGUCGCGUGAGGUCAAGCUAGGUCUUCCAGCACAAUUCAUGAAUGGUAAUGCAUCUCUUGCGGUUGCACUCGCAGCUGAGCAUUUGACCCUACUUGGAAUGAACCCUGGAAUCAUUAAUGGGAAACUGCCGGAGAGGUUUGUCAAGGGACUUGCUGAGGUCGUCUGGCCUGGCAGAUGCCAAGUUAUUAAGACCGGCGCAAUGGAAUGGUGUAUCGAUGGCGCUCAUACGGUAGAGAGUCUGGAAGUUUGCGGGAAGUGGUUUGGAGCCAGGGCUGAUGGCAUUGAAAAACGUGUUCUCAUAUUCAACCAGCAAAAACGUGACUCUGAUGCCUUGAUUACCGCCCUAGCAAAUUCCCUCAAAGAAAUUCUAGGGGUCAACUCGAGGAUAUUUGACGAAGUCAUAUUUUGCACUAACAUUACUUACAAGGGGAGAGGCCAAAAAGCUGAUCUCAUGAAUGCUGGAACCGAUCCUGCAGCCUUGGAAAAUCUCUCGGUUCAAAAAAAACUUGCGCAAGCAUGGAAUAAUGUAGUUCCGGCUACCAAGGCUUCACACGUGGUUCCAACCAUCGGAGAGGCCAUUGGGAUUGUUACCGCCCUGAGUUUCAAAGCUCCUGUCCAGGUCCUCGUCACCGGGAGUAUUCACCUUGUUGGCGCAUUCUUGGAAGUUCUGGGCGAGAAAUAUCCAAACCAGGUUCAUCCGGUUCGUAAGUAGCGUUAGACCUUUCUCCAGCCUAUGGCUGUUAACUAAAUGAUGUAUUCUCCCUACAAUACUAUCUAAAAAAAAAACUUUACUACCAAAUUACAAAAUAAACAAA